UUGAACAAGAAAUGGUGGUUGUGUUGUGAAUUUUCUUAUUUUCCCACAUUUUCCAAAUUUUUAACAUCAUUUCAAUCCGAGAAUUAUGAAAUAUUUUGUCAAUAAGUCUAAUUGAAAAAUUAAAAUUGGUGAUCAGCUUCUGUAAUACGUGCUAGUUGUACCUGCAAAAUAGCUGUUGUUGAGAAAAUCUACUCGUAGCACUUAGCCUCAUACGAACGUAUUUUAUAAAUUAAACUCUGUAUUAUAUUUCGUGAAAUACAAUGGCCAAGGUGGAGCAACCCAUAUUUAUUCUACCUAAGAAGCGAAAUGGUAAAAAAUCGAUCACCAUUGCCGGUCAUGUUGAUCAUAUUAUAACUGUUCAGGGUGUUGGUGAAAAUGAACUGCCAUCAAAAUAUAAAAAUGGACUGUCUCCAGUUUCUGAACACGUAGUGAAUGGCAUUAUACACUCAACAAUGGAUGGUCUUAAGUCCAACAUGAAGAUAAACCUUCCAAUUAUCAAUGAUGUUAAUGAUGAGGACUCCAAUGAAACAAAUUCAGAUCAGAAGCUACAAAAAAAUGGCUAUCAAAGUCUUUCAACCAUCCACAGCAGUCGUGAAAUUAUAGAUUUAUCACCGAUAUAUGAGAACUCCUCUGAUGCAUGCUCCAGUCAUGGUGAUUUAAGAGAAUUCGCUGACAGUGAUAUGCAACGUAGCUGCCGAGUUUUAAACUCUGACAAUAAUGAAAGUUCUUGUCCCACGCCCAACAGUUUAUCACAAACUCAGUCAGAAAACAGUUUUGAAAUGGGCCCACUAACUGACAGCCUUAAAAACAGUGCUAAAAGGAGAAAGCGUGUUAACAUCAUACCAGGGAUUGUUGAAACUGACAAUACUGAUUCAGAAAUUACUGCUCUAAGAGUAGAAUCUGAAGGAUCAAUUUCACCCGAAUGUUCAUUAUCCGAAAGUAGAGAUGGAUACUUAACAAUGACUGGGACCAUAAAGAGGGGUAAAAAAAAAGGGCAGAAUGUUGAUGUAAAGUUGAAUAUAUCAAGGGAAGAACUUGAGAUCAUUGAAGCUGCUAUCGUAGCUGAUGAAUAUAAUAAAAUGGAUGUCUCGAAGUGUUCUCUUUAUAAUGGACCUCACAUAUUUAUAUUCAGCCUGCUAUGCAUUCCAUUUGUUGCAUGCAUAUCUGCUAUGUACUCAUUCUACAUGGGUACAAUGGCUUGGUAUAAUAUAUUUACACAUGUUACUGAAGAUUUUAGCUGUAUCAAGAAAGUGUUAUUGGCACCAAUAGUCAUUUUGUCAUACCCAUUUAUGAUAGUAAUUUUUACUUUUGGUUUGGGAUUGUUUGCUGGUAUUGCUCAGCUGACAUUCAGCGGCGCCAAUUGGUGGAAGGAUGUAUGUGAUUUUGAGAAAGGUUUCUAUGGUUGGCUUUGCAACACACUUGGUAUGUCAGAGUGCAGUCCUUAUGAGGUAGUUGUUUUGAUGGAUGUGAAACCGUAAAUUAAGUGAGUUUUUUGAGAUCACAUAAUUUACUAUACUGUUCUAUGUGAUUGUCCUCUUUAUGCAUAUCUUUAUAUUGUCAUUAUAUUAUAUGAGCUAUGAAUUUAGGUUUUUUGUAGUAUGUAUGUGGUGAAUUUUUGUUAUAGAUGUCACAGAAAACAAAAUAUUACAAGCAAAACAUUUUUAAUCUUAUGAUUAUCUUAUUGAGUUAGGCUUACCACUUUUUCAUUUAAAUGAUGCUUAUCAACCACCUAAAUAUGCUUGAAAGAUUGCUUAAAAAUUGUCAUUUUUAGGUAUUACAUUCCGCUUAGAACACAAGAAAUCUACUUCUUUGAUCUAAGAAUGCAACACUGAAAAUUAACAUGGUUAAUACACUGAUGGCAUUAUGUGUCCAAUCAUAGAAAUGUCACUUUAUGCAAGUUUUGGUUUAGCCAGAGGUAUAUUUAGACAAAUAGAUAUAUAUAUUAUGAAAUACAUUACCACUAUAAAAUUAUACUAUGAAUGUCACUGCCAUCCUAAAUUUUUAUUAAUGAAAAUAUAUAUGAUUAUAGGAUAUAGUUUUACCAUUUCUAGUCAGAAGUUCAGAACUAAAUUUUUUUAGUCACAUUUUCCAGAUUAAUUUUAUUUUGUCCAGAAAAAUAUUUACUUUAAGUUAAACUGUGUGUGUAGUGAGUACGUUGUCUGAAUUAAAUUAAGAACAUAUUGAAAAUAAAAAGGUUUUAAAAAUUUAUUGGGAUCAAACUGAGAUUUGGCAGGUUUUUUAGGACUUAGGUAUUUGGACUAUUGUAUUUUACAAUUUUUUUAACUAUAUGAUACUUGUAUUGUAUUUCUUGUAACUAUUUGUAUUGUAAUAGAAAAACGUUAUUUAGAAUGUAAGUAACAGAUCAAACAAAUCAUUUAAAAAGUCUUCUCUUUAUUAAAUACCUCCAUUUUUAUAUGAAUUUUACUUUAUUAUUUAUUUUUACACAUAGCUACUAAUGCUUUGUUUUUUAUAAAAGUAAACCUAUAGUUAAAUCAGAAUAUAUUUUAUCAAUAAUGCUACAAUGUACUUGCUUUUUCUGUAAAAUAGUAUCAUGUUCUAGAGAGUUAAAUUACUAUAAGUACACAAUUCAACCGUGGAAAGGCAGGAAAGGAACCACAUACAAUUUUUUUAACAAGGUUUAUUAUUCCCUAAAUAAGACUUUUUUAUUAACUUAUAGUCCUGUUUUGGUCCCCUGAAACAU
Pararge aegeria (speckled wood butterfly) is the source of this 2701-nucleotide messenger RNA. RefSeq names its product transmembrane protein 169. The record is from RefSeq and is a predicted model, not a curated record. NCBI's taxonomy places the organism in Eukaryota, Metazoa, Arthropoda, Insecta, Lepidoptera, Nymphalidae. Bases 261 to 1478 code for a protein of 405 amino acids. The transcript is spliced from 2 exons.